Molecule: messenger RNA, 973 nt
Organism: Chaetura pelagica (chimney swift)
Lineage: Eukaryota; Metazoa; Chordata; Aves; Apodiformes; Apodidae
Gene: LZIC
Product: leucine zipper and CTNNBIP1 domain containing
Exons: 6
Coding region: 50-622 (190 amino acids)
Biological process (GO): negative regulation of Wnt signaling pathway
Cellular component (GO): nucleus; beta-catenin destruction complex; cytosol
Molecular function (GO): beta-catenin binding
Source: RefSeq, a predicted model, not a curated record
UCCUAGGAGUGUCAUGUAACAGCUUAACGUUUUCGUGUGAGAACAGAAAAUGGCUUCAAGGGGAACAUCAGAGACCAGUAAACUAAAACAAAACUUGGAAGAGCAGUUGGAUAGAUUAAUGCAGCAGCUUCAAGAUCUGGAGGAAUGCAGAGAGGAGCUUGAUGCAGAUGAGUAUGAAGAAACCAAAAAAGAAACUCUAGAACAGCUGAGUGAGAUCAAUGACUCUCUGAAGAAGAUAAUGUCUGGAGAUAUGACUUUGGUAGAUGAGCUCAGUGGGAUGCAACUGGCAAUACAAGCAGCCAUCAGCCAAGCAUUUAAAACUCCAGAAGUAAUUAGAAUGUUUGCAAAGAAACAACCAAGACAAUUGAGGACAAGGUUGGCAGAGAUGGACCGAGACUUAAUGGUUGGGAAGCUGGACCGAGAGCUACACACACAGCAGAAAGUGGAAAUCCUGACUGCCCUCAGAAAGCUUGGUGAGAAGCUCACCCCAGAUGAGGAGACGUUCUUGUCCACAAAUGCUGGUGCAGCCCUGAGCCAGUUUGAGAGAGUCUCCACUGACCUUGGAUCAGGUGACAAAGUCUUUGCUCUGGCAAGUUUUGAAGUCGAGAAGGCAAAGCAAUGAAGAGGUGCGUGAGGCUUGUGUCUCUCCAGUUAUCAGCAGCACUGGACUUCUGUCAUAUUGCAUUGGUUUUUUUCUAUUUUUAACAUGUUGGGGGAAUAAGAAACACAAAACAAAACAGAAAAAAUCCCUAAAAUUCUUGGGUUCUUAACCAGAAGAUAUGAAGUAAACAGCCUUAAGUGCACUUUGGAACCUCAUUGACUGUACUCUUUAGUCCUGUCAGCUCUGAGGCUGAACACUGAAGUGGUACUCUGAAAACAAAAGCACGGUGUGACUAUCUUUGGAAAGAAUCAGCUGUUUUGAACUUUUCUGAAUGUGCAUUUCUCUAACUAUUAAAGUGUAAUCUUUUUUUGC